CCCUGGGGAUUAAAAUCGCGUCAAACCUCAAAUUCUCACAUCAAUGCAUCGAUGCAGCAAAUAAAGCGAACAGAAUGUUGGGCUUCAUUAAAAGAAACUUUUUAUUCAAGAAUAAAGAUGUAAUACUUCCGCUCUACAAUAGUUUAGUCAGACCCCACUUGGAAUAUGCGGUACAGUUUUGGUCUCCCCACCAUGCAAAGGACAUUGCUAAACUAGAAGGUGUUCAGCGUCGAGCAACAAAAAUGAUCCCUUCCUUGCGCAACAAAUCCUACGAAGAAAGGCUUUCCACCCUUAACAUGUUCUCUCUUGAGAAACGUCGCCUCCGAGGAAAACUGAUCGAAUGUUUUAAAAUACUUAAUGGUUUCACGAAUGUAGACAGAACAAAAUUGUUUAUGAUCGAUGACACUUUGUGAACGAGGAACAAUGGCACAAAACUCAAAUGUAGACAAGUAAACUCAGACUGCACCAAAAUUUUCUUCACCAACGUUGUAGUGCGAGAAUGGAAUAAGCUCCCACCAUCAGUGGUCCAGUGUAACACGAUUGACUCCUUUAAAAACAAGCUCGACCGUCACUUCCUUGAACUUAAUAUUAACUAGAGUAGAAAAGCAACGUUUUGGAGCCAUCUGAUUAAUGUAAAAUCACUUAGGUUUAAGGACAGACCACCUAGUCUGGACCAUGGGGUCUGUGUGGUCUGAUUUUCUAUGUAAAUCUCUCUCUCUCUCUCUCUCUCUCUCUCUCUCUCUCUCUCUCUCUCUCUCUCUCUCUCUCUCUCUCUCUCUCUCUCUCUCUCGUUAUAGUUAUAGUUAUAGUUAUCUCUCCAACAUUCCUUUCCACACAACACACCCUUCCCGUCAGCUGUCCGUCAUUUCCCCCUUGGCUAACGUAACCACUUGGUGCCUCCCUUGCCGCAGCUCGUGGUGGAGGUGAUGGACGCCAAUGAUCACCGCCCGGUGUUCAGCGCCAGGACCUACGAGGGUGCCGUGAGCGAGGACGUGGCGCCGGGGUCCACCGUGGUCACCCUGCAGUGCCGAGACAGGGACCAGUCACCCACGGCGUCCUCCGCGGUGUACUUCACGCUGCACCACGCCCAGGCCUUGGCGUCCCAGGGCCUCUUCACCGUGGACUCGUUCACUGGUGACCUCAUCGUGGCCGAGCCCCUGGACAGGGAGGUGUCCAGCGUCCACGAGCUGACCGUGAGCUGCAGGGACCGCGGCCGACAGGAGAACGCAGACUUUGCCCGCGUGUCCGUGACGGUGGAGGACGACAACGACCACGAGCCCGUCUUCCUGGAGCCCAUGAUCAUCGCCAAGGUGAGCGUGGGGGCCGCGGCGGGCACGGCGGUGGUGCGGGUGAUGGCGCUGGACCACGACAAGGGCGACAACGGCAGGAUAUCCUACUCCAUCUUCGAGGGAGCUGUGUGGGUGUCUGGCAGCCUGGACACAGUGGCCGGCACCACGGUGAGGCUGAGUGUGUGGGCCACGGACGGGGGCAGCCCCCGGCGGGAGUGUGUGGCGCCCGCCCCAGUCUUCAUCACGGUGAGGGAGGUGAAGGCUGCCCCAAUGGCCUUCCCCAAGACCCACUACUCAGCCGUCCUCUACCUGCCAACCUACCCUGGUGUGAGGGUGUUCUGCCUGGGCCGGGAGGAGCAGCCACGCCACCACGUGGAUGUGAAUGAUAUCACCGAUAUUUCAUAUUCCAUCGCUGCCGGUGACGACAGAGAAAACUUUGUGUUUGACAACGUGAACAAGUGUGUCAAGGUCCAGGACCAGUACAGCCUCAAGCCUCAGUACAACCUCACCCUCCAGGCCAGCGACGGGGCCGCCUCGUCCACGGCAACAGCAGAGAUUAUAAUUGAUGAAGCGCCGCUGUCUACUCUGGUCUUCACUCAGGACCAGUACUGGGCCAACGUCAUUGAGAACUCCACUAAGGAGAUGAAUGUUGCUGCCCUGGGAGUGAAGGGUCAGCCGCUCAACCAUCACGUCCGCUACUCAAUUCUCAACUCAAACAUUAAAUUUGAAAUCCACCCGACCGCUGGCGUCAUCAAGACCACCGGCAAGUCCUUUGACCGGGAGGCAGAGGACCACUACACGCUGGUGGUGGAGGCGCAGGACAUUGAGGGCACAGCAAACGUGGCCCAUGUGCUGGUCCACGUGGCGGUGAUGGACGUGAAUGACAACGAGCCGGUGUUCCUCAACCAGCCCUUCCACGCCCUGGUGUCCACCGUGUCUCCGCGCAGCCACGUGGUCACUAAGGUGCAGGCAAUAGACGCUGACUCUGGGGAGUUCGGAAGUGUCCGCUACGAGCUGGUGCGAGGCAGCGGUGAGCUCUUCGCCGUGAAUAAGAAGACGGGUGAAAUUUCCCUGAAGCAGACCCUGAUGGCGGCCGACAAGACCUACAGCCUCACCGUUGCUGCCUACGACGGGGGAAAGCCUCCCCUCAGCUCACAGGCCCAUGUCCUCAUAAGGGUGGUGUCUUCUGAAGGGCCAAUGUUCACCGCCGCACGGUACGAGGCAGCCGUGCCAGAGAACGCCGCCAAGGGCACGCCCGUUGUAAGGGUGGAGGCCGCUAGCCCUUCCGGGGAGCCCAUCAUGUACACCAUUGUGGCCGGCAACACUGAGGAGCUGUUCGGCCUCGACUAUUCCACAGGUGGCAAUGCAGUGGAUCUUGAAUGCGUCGUCCAGACCACUGCCCUGCUGGACUACGAGGCCUCCGCCAGCCACAACCUGACGGUGCGGGCGCGGGACCCCUUCACCGGGGGCCACACGGACACCCACGUCACAGUCGCAGUCACGGACGUCAAUGACAACCCGCCGGAGUUCAGCCGUUCCGUCUUCAAGGGAGACGUGUCGGAGGCUGCAUCACCGGGCCACGUGGUGCUGCAGGUCUCGGCAAGUGACGUGGACACGGGGCCGGGCGGUUCAGUGCGCUACUCGUGUGUCAUGGAGUGUGGCAGCUUUGAGGUGCGUGCCCUGGACGGUGCCGUCACACUCACCAAGGAGCUGGAUGCAGAGACUGAGGCUCAACACGUGCUGACUGUGCUGGCCACGGACUCAGGCAUACCCCAGCUCUCCUCCACCGCCACAGUGGUUAUUGACGUUGUGGACUUCAACGACAACCCUCCAGCGUGGCGCCAGGACAGCUACUCCUGCCGCGUGUCGGCCGAGGCCCAGCCCGGCCAUGUGGUCACCUCGGUGUCUGCCACUGACCCAGACGCUGGUCAGGUCACGCCGCUCAGUUAUGCCAUUCACUCGGGAGACCGAGACGCCAUCUUCAAAAUGGAUCAGCUGACUGGUGUGUUGACGGUGACGGCCCCACACAAGCUCAAGGACGUGGCCUCCCUCACCCUGAACCUGUCUGUGAGUGACGGGGUGCACGCGGCCUUCACCGGCCUGCACGUCUCGGGGCUGGCCUCCAACCACCACGCGCCGAGGUUUAAUCGCACUCUAUAUGAAGCUUACGUGGAGGAAAAUUCAUCUCCUGGCCAGCUAGUCAUCAACCUGGUGGCCACGGACCUUGAUGCCUGGGACCUGGGCAAGCUGCAGUACACCAUCCUGCACCAGACUUCAGAGGGAGCCUUCACCGUGGACAAAGAAGGCAACCUAUACACUGAGACACCUCUGGAUCGCGAGUCCCUGCCUGUGCACAGCCUCAAGGUGUCUGUGAUGGACGAGGGGGGCCGGGCCAGCUUCACGGCGGUGCGUGUGACGGUCCGCGACAAGAACGACAACCCACCAGUCUUCACGUUGCCGGAGUAUCAGGCGAACAUCAACACUGACGUGGCUCCCAGGACAACCAUUCUCAAGGUCGAGGCCAGUGACGCAGAUGAAGGGGCAAACAGUGAAGUGAGGUACCGCAUGUAUGAAGCCAACAGUUCUGAGGCACUGGAGCUCUUCUUGGUCAACCCCACCACCGGCGAGGUCACCGUGGCACAGACCAUCCACAGCCGAGAAAAUGAGGUGUACCAGUUUUUCAUCCGUGGCGAGGACAGCGGCUCCCCCCAGCACCACUCCGACGUGCCCGUCACCAUCUUCCUGCUGCCCCCUCAUGAGAACCCCCCGCACUGCGCCAGGAAGUAUGCACAGUUCUUCAUCAGGGAGGACGCCCCCAUCGGCAAUGUGAUCACGUCCCUGUGGAUGGCGGGGCCACAGUCAGUGCAGUACCUGAUCAUGGUGGACGAGGGCAUGAAGGCAGCCAGUGAGGAGAGGGAGUCUGGGGAGAGUUCAGGGCCCUUCACCGUGACCUCCACUGGCCUGGUGGUGGUGCACAGGGCCCUGGACCAUGAGCGGCGACGCACACAUCACAUCAGCGUCACCAACCGUACACUGACCACGCCGCCCACGGUGGACUACAUGACCAUCUCUGUGGUGGUGAUGGACGUGAAUGACUGCCCUCCACGCUUCUCUGAGUCCAGCUACACAGCCCUGGUGGCCGAGAACAGCGAGGUGGGCGCCACCGUCACCAUCCUCACGGCCACUGAUGACGAUGAAGGAAACCAUGGCCAGAUCCAGUACAGCCUCGGCCCCGAUGAAAGCGCUGUAGUGAAGUCAACUUUCCGCAUUGAUCCACACACUGGGACGCUGACCCUGGCGGCCCCGCUGGACCGCGAGACCAUGGCCCAGUACUCCUUCACCGUCACUGCCACUGACGGGGGCCCCAAGCCUCUGUCCACCAGCACAAGAGUCACUGUACUGGUCAAGGACUACAACGACAACCCUCCAGUGUUCACCAAAGACACUUACGUCACUGCUGGUGAGGCACUACAAGGGUUUUAUAGAUAAAUGAUUGACAGGAAAUUGAUUUUCUCUGUAAUAUGUCAUUGGCUGUGAAGGUUUUAUAUAUCUACAUUGCCAAAUUAGUUUUGUUUGACGCCAG
Molecule: messenger RNA, 4872 nt
Organism: Eriocheir sinensis (Chinese mitten crab)
Lineage: Eukaryota; Metazoa; Arthropoda; Malacostraca; Decapoda; Varunidae
Product: protocadherin Fat 1-like
Exons: 19
Coding region: 927-4778 (1283 amino acids)
Biological process (GO): homophilic cell-cell adhesion
Cellular component (GO): catenin complex; plasma membrane
Molecular function (GO): calcium ion binding; cadherin binding
Source: RefSeq, a predicted model, not a curated record